Molecule: messenger RNA, 1917 nt
Organism: Heteronotia binoei (common prickly gecko)
Lineage: Eukaryota; Metazoa; Chordata; Lepidosauria; Squamata; Gekkonidae
Product: zinc finger protein 883-like
Exons: 1
Coding region: 1-1917 (638 amino acids)
Biological process (GO): regulation of transcription by RNA polymerase II
Molecular function (GO): DNA-binding transcription factor activity, RNA polymerase II-specific; RNA polymerase II cis-regulatory region sequence-specific DNA binding
Source: RefSeq, a predicted model, not a curated record
AUGGUAGAGAAGAGAGAUGGAAGACAGCGUAAUGUACAGUUUCCAAAGUGCUGGAUACUGAAAUCAAGUAAAUCCAAUCAGUGUGGAAAGUACAUCAAAUAUCGAACACAGCAAUCUGUGCACCAAAGAACACACAGAGUCGAGAAACCUUUUGAAUGUUCAGUGUGCAGAAAGAGAUUCAGUCAGAGUGGCCAUCUUCAACAGCAUCAGAGAACUCACACAGAGGAGAGACCUUAUGAACGCUCAGAGUGUGGAAAGAGAGUCAAUCGGAGUGGAACUCUUCAAGUGCACCAAAGAACCCACACAGGGGAGAAACCUUUUGAAUGCUCAGCAUGUGGAAAGAGAUUCAGUCGGAGUACCUAUCUUCAACAACAUCAGAGAACCCACACGGGAGAGAAACCUUUUGAAUGCUCAGUGUGUGGAAAGAGUUUCAGUCAGAAUAUCCAUCUUCAGGUGCACCAAAGAACCCACACAGGGGACAAACCUUUUAAAUGCUCAGAGUGUGGAAUGAGAUUCACUCGGAGUGCCACUCUUCAACAACAUCGGAGAACCCACACAGGGGAGAAACCUUUUGAACACUCAGAGUGCAGAAAGAGAUUCAGUCCAAGUACUAUUCUUCAGUGUCAUCAAAAAACCCACGCAGUGGAGAAACUUUUUGAAUGUUCAGAGUGUGGAAAGAAAUUCAGUCGGAGUACCAAUCUUCAAGUGCAUCAAAGAACCCACACAGGGGAGAAACCUUUUGAAUGCUCAGAGUGCGGAAAGAGAUUUACUGUGAGUUCCACUCUUCAUUGUCACCAAAGAACUCACACAGGGGAGAAACCUUUUGAAUGUUCAGAGUGUGGAAAGAAAUUCAGUCAGAGUACCCAUCUUCAACAGCAUCAAAGAACCCACACAGGGGAGAAACCUUUUGAAUGUUCAGAGUGUGGAAAGAAAUUCAGUCAGAGUACCCAUCUUCAACAGCAUCAAAGAACCCACACAGGAGAGAAACCUUUUGAAUGUUCAGAUUGUGGAAAGAGAUUCAGUCAGUGUACCCAUCUUCAAGUGCACCAAAGAACCCACACAGGGGAGAAGCCUUUUGAAUGCUCAGAGUGCGGAAAGAGAUUUAGUCUCAGCACUACUCUUCAGUGUCAUCAAAAAACCCACACAGGACAGAAACCUUUUGAAUGCUCAGAGUGUGGGAAGAGAUUCAGUCGGCAUAUCCAUCUUCAAGUGCACCAAAGGAUCCACACAGGGGAGAAACCUUUUGAAUGUUCAGAGUGUGGAAAGAGAUUCAGUCGGAGUACCCAUCUUCAACAGCAUCAAAAAACCCACACAGGGGAGAAACCUUUUGAAUGCUCAGAGUGUGGAAAGAGAUUCAGUCGGAAUACCUACCUUCAACAGCAUCAGAGAACCCACACAGGGGAGAAGCCUUUUUUAUGCUCAGAGUGUGGAAAGAGAUUCAGUCAGAGGACUCAUCUUCAAGUGCACCAACGAACCCACACAGGGGAGAAACAUUUUGAAUGCUUAGAUUGUGGAAAGAGAUUCAGUCGGAAUACCUAUCUUCAACAGCAUCAAAGAACCCACACAGAGGAGAAGCCUUUUGAAUGCUCAGAGUGUGGAAAGAGAUUCAGUCAGAGGACUCAUCUUCAAGUGCACCAACGAACCCACACAGGGGAGAAACGUUUUGAAUGCUUAGAUUGUGGAAAGAGAUUCAGUCAGAGGACUCAUCUUCAAGUGCACCAACGAACCCACACAGGGGAGAAACGUUUUGAAUGCUUAGAUUGUGGAAAGAGAUUCUGUCGGAAUACCUAUCUUCAACAGCAUCAAAGAACCCACACAGAGGAGAAGCCUUUUGAAUGCUCAGAGUGUGGAAAGAGAUUUAGUCAGAGUAGCCAUCUUCAGCAGCAUCAAAGAACCCACACGGGCGAGAAACCUUGA